UACUUAUGUAAACAUUGCAUAUAUGAAUGUAGUUAGGCCAUUUUCAACUGGCAGUAUUUCCUUUGGCAUUUGUUUCCCCUCCUCUACACAUCUUCCUCUUUAUCCACCCUACCAAGCCAAACAUUUGUUUAAAGUAGGAGUUCUUAACCUGGCUUCCGGGUCUGUGAACCACAUGAAGCUUGUUUGUAAAACUGUGUGCAAUUUUCUAGGGAAAGUCAUGGGUCUCAAAGGAAUCCCAUGCAUUUCUCCCCACCCCACCCCCAAAAAGAUUAAGAACUAAUGACUUGGAGGAAAUCAGUCAAUCUUUGGCAAAGUAAUCUUCAUUUCAUGUUUGGUCCUGAAUAUAGACCAAAUAGAAGUAGUGACUUAUUUUUCGUUCAUUGGUGGCCAAUUGUCUAAGAGUCAGGAACCCCCAAACGUCCCAUACGUAAUAGGUCAUCCAAUGAGUUUGAAAAGCGAAAGGCACCUGAAAGCCGCAGUAGAGAACUAUGAAUGGAGGCGCUCCAGGGCCCACGUGAGAAAGCGCCCUGGGAACUGGGGAAAUUACCUGCAGCUGGGGGUAGGGGAGAGACUGGGUCACAGGCAGGACAAUGGCUAGACUGUGUGUCCUCACCCCCCGAGCCCCGUCUGCCCUCUGGUCUAGACGGUGGGCAGCUGGAGCGAAGACGGCACACAGGACCGGGCCCGCGAGUGGGGCAGAGGCCGUGGCGGGCGCGGCGGCGACUUCCGGCGGGGGACGGCCCCGCCCGCGGGAAGCGCUGGGAGCCUGGCGGCCGGACGCAGACGCCGACCGGGACAGUGUUGCGUCGAGCUCCGAUGACAGGCCAGGCACGCCCCUUUACGUCCCCGCGUCCCCUAAAGCCCCUCUCUUCUCAGCCUCUCGCCGUUUCGCGCUCCUCGGAGAGACCCGCCUCUUCCCCCGAGCCGCACCACCCGGAGGCCGCGGCGCGCUCCAGGCCCGCCUCUUACGGAAGCCGAAGCGGACGUUCGGAAUCCGGAAGAAAAACAAUCAGGCGCGAGAGAGGUGUCUGAGCGCUGGUGUCCGAGGCUUGCCGCCCGGAGGCUGCUCCGGCUGGGACCAGCUGGGGCGGCGAGACGCGAGCCUGCUGGACCACUGCGUGGGGAGGAUGGCGGCCGUGACCUUGAGGAAGCCGACCGGGCCGAAAGUCAGGAAGCUCAGCAUACAUGUCGUGACAUGGAAUGUGGCCUCAGCAGCACCCCCUCUAGAUCUCAAUGACCUGCUUCAGCUGAACAACCAGGACUUGAAUCUGGACAUAUGUAUCAUUGGUUUGCAGGAAAUGAACUCUGGAAUCAUAAACCGCCUUUCUGACGCUGCCUUUGAAGACCCAUGGAGCAGUUUCUUCAUGGAUGUGCUUUCCCCUCUGAACCUCGUCAAGGUCUCCCAUGUCCGCAUGCAGGGGAUCCUCUUACUGGUCUUUGCCAAGUAUCAGCAUUUGCCCUAUAUCCAGAUUCUCUUCACAAACUCCACCCCCACGGGUCUCUUCGGGUACUGGGGAAACAAGGGAGGAGUGAACAUCUGCCUGAAAGUGUAUGGCUACUAUGUCAGCAUUAUCAACUGCCACCUGCCUCCCCACAUGUCCAACAAUGACCAGCGGCUGGAGCACUUUGACCGGAUCCUGGAGAUGCAGAAUUAUGAGAGACAUAACAUCCCCAACAUCCUGGACCAUGAACUCUCAGGCUGCCCUCCUUUCUUUCUGAAGCCUUAUUCUCUGGUUUGGAGACAUGAACUUUCGGAUUGAAGACUUUGGGUUGCACUUUGUUCGAGAAUCCAUAAAAAAGCAGUGCUACAGUCACCUGUGGGAAAAAGAUCAGCUCAGCAUUGCCAAGAAACACGACCCGCUGCUCCGGGAGUUCCAAGAGGGCCUCCUGCUCUUCCCGCCCACCUACAAGUUCGAUAGGAACUCCAAUAACUAUGACACCAGUGAGAAACGACGCAAGCCUGCCUGGACCGACCGCAUCCUGUGGAGGCUGAAGCGGCAGUCCCGGGCCUGCUCCCUUACCCCCAGACUGCCAGCCCCCUACUUCUCACUGUCUCUGAGGAGCUACGUCAGCCACAUGAUAUACCGCAUCAGUGACCAUAAGCCUGUCACUGGCACCUUUGACUUAGAGCUGAAGCCAUUGGUGUCUGCCCCACUGAUCGCCCUGAUGCCCGAGAACCUGUGGACCAUGGAGGACAACUUGGUGGUCAGCUACUCCUCAGACCCCAACUUCCCCAGCAGCCCCUGGGACUGGAUCGGACUGUACAAGGUGGGGAUGCGGCACAUUAAUGACUAUGUGUCCUAUGUCUGGGUAGGGGACAACCAGAUCUCCUUCAGUGACAACCUGAACCAGGUAUACAUUGACAUCAGUGCCAUCCCUAAGACUGCAGAUCAGUGUCUCCUCUGCUACUUCAGCAACAAUCUGCAUUCUGUCGUGGGCAUAAGCAAACCCUUCCAG
Messenger RNA from Microcebus murinus (gray mouse lemur), 2457 nucleotides. The record is from RefSeq and is a predicted model, not a curated record. Lineage: Eukaryota; Metazoa; Chordata; Mammalia; Primates; Cheirogaleidae.